Carcharodon carcharias (great white shark) is the source of this 2631-nucleotide messenger RNA. RefSeq names its product von Willebrand factor A domain-containing protein 2-like. Gene Ontology annotation, cellular component: basement membrane. The record is from RefSeq and is a predicted model, not a curated record. Bases 1 to 2631 code for a protein of 876 amino acids. NCBI's taxonomy places the organism in Eukaryota, Metazoa, Chordata, Chondrichthyes, Lamniformes, Lamnidae. The transcript is spliced from 16 exons. Gene Ontology annotation, biological process: calcium-independent cell-matrix adhesion.
AUGGGACGAGGAAUCUCAAAGUGGCAGCCUGUGAUCCUUGAUUAUUCUGCUAAAUCCAAGUGUAAGAUCAGCACUCACGCCCUGUCUGCCCGAACUGGGGAGAUUAUGUUUACUGAAAAUUCAACAUUCAAUAACAAAGCGUUGUCGUUUUUACAAAAUGAUGAGGAUAUUUUGAAGUAUUUUCCCGCUGCAGUAAAUGCUUUCAGGAUACCCGGCUGGAGAAGGAAAGAUCUUCCCUUUGCCAGAACUUCAAGUUGUGCUUCGUUGGUCUCCAAAUGGAGAUGUGCCUUUGGGGAAACGCCAAUCAUUCAACCAGACACUAAUCUUUUGAAUCUAAGGAUGAGGUCCUUCAGCAGAAGUUUGUAUUUUGCCCUUUUUCUUACGAUUUUAGUCACCCAAGGUUGUGGCUUACAGCAGCUCAUGACAGACAAAGAAACAACUGUGAAGAUUUUGUCUUCAGGAAGAUUAAUUCAGUGCUCAUCAGCUAUUGACAUUUUGUUGGUGAUGGAUGGAUCCCAUAGCAUAGGAAAAGGAAGCUUUGAACGAUCAAAGCACUUUGCUGUCAAACUGUGCGAUAUUCUUGACAUUAAUCCUGACAGGGUUCGCAUUGGAGUGAUCCAGUUUAGUUCAAAACCAAAAGUAGAAUUUGGGUUAGAAACCUACCCGACCAGGGAAGAAAUGAAAGAAGCUAUCAGAAAGAUUUUCUUUAGGGGCGGUAGCACUGAGAUUGGCAGAGCAAUAAAGUAUGUGCUACACAAAGGGUUUCUUGGAGGGCGAAAAGAUGCCCUGAAAAUCAUUGUAAUUCUCACUGAUGGUAAAUCACAAGACAAUGCAACAGUGCCUUUGAGGUUUGCUAAGAACAGCGGAAUGACAAUAUUUGCUGUAGGAGUCAAGCACCCAGGGUGGAAAGAACUGGCCAGUUUAGCCAGCAUUCCCAGUGACAUGCAUGUGUUCUAUGCAGAACACUAUGAUGAUGCUGUUAACGGUUUAUACACCACACUGACGCAGUCUACAGUCUGCUCUGAUGUGCAUCCAGCCUGCAAGGUGGUAUCACGGUUUUGCCAGAGAACCACAGUCAACGCUGAGAAGAAAUACCUUGGAAACUACAUCUGCUGGAAAGGCACAAAUGACAGCACAAAACGACAUGGAAAACCUAUGACUACCUUCUGUCCUUUCUACUUCUGGAAAAGAACAUACAGUCAGAUUCAAAGCCGCUGUUACCGCACCCUCUGUCCAGAUCCCUGUGAUUCAGCUCCAUGUCGUAAUGGAGGAACCUGUGUUACAGAGAAUGUGGAUGAGUACAACUGUUUGUGUCCUCUUGGUUAUGGAGGGGACAAACACUGUACUGGAAACAGAUACCUGAUACCUGCUGGCAUUAAAGACUGUUCUGUUAACUUGAUGUUUUUGGUGGAUGGAUCAUGGAACAUGGGCCUCGAAGGAUUCCUUCAAGCUAAAGCAUUUUCUAAAAGACUUCUUCGAUCCAUCAUGACUUCUUCAGCGAGACUCUUAGUGGGGUUUGCUCAGUAUAGUGACAAUGUUUGCAUCGAGAUUGGCUUGGGACAGUAUAGUGACUUCAAUGACUUGAUAAAAGCAAUAGAUGACAUACCCUUUAAUGGAGGUAACACUUUGACAGGGAAGGCUCUGCAUUAUAUAGCUGAAAAUGGUUUCAGUGAAGGCUCCAGAGUGGAUGUUCCGCAUGUUCUUGUGGUGUUUUCCAAUUCUAAAUCUCAUGACUCAGUGAUACUCCCUGCGCACCACGCUAAAGAGAAGGAAAUAUUUAUUCUGUCUGUUGGAAAGAAACGUAUAAUAAAUCAACUAAACCACAUAGCUGGAGACUUUCAGCUGGCAUUUGCAUAUAAUGAUCCCCAGGAACUCUACAGUAAGGUUUCGGAGCUCAGUUCAAAAAUAUGUGGAUUUAACACACCUGGUUGUUUUUCCAAGCCUUUAGAUCUAGUAUUUACCGUGGAUGCUUCUGGUAAUGUUGGAAGACAGAAUUUUCGUCAAAUUAAAGGAUUUGUGAGGAACAUUAUUUCACAAUUUGAUAUUGACAGAGAUCUUACACAGGUUGCUAUGGUGAUCUACAGCAAUAAACCCCGAACUCUCUUUAACUUGGAUUCCUAUGACAGCGAAGGAAAAAUUAAAAGGGCAAUCAGCUCUGGCCCAUUUCUGGAUGGGAGUGCUCACACUGGGAAAGCACUUAAAUAUAUACUAGAGGAUACUUUAAGUGUCCAGAAGGGAGCAAGGCCAGGAAUCCACAAGAUAGUAGUGAUGAUUACUGAUGGACAGAGUUCAGAUGAUGUUGUUCCUGAUGCUGAGCAGCUGAGACACAAUGGGAUUACCGUAUUAGUGCUGGGAGUGGCAGAUGCUCAGGCAACAUCACUCCUGCGAAUAGCAGGAAGCCACACGUUCAUGAUUCCUGUCCGUUCUUAUGAAGAUUUUAAACAUUAUGAAAUCAGCUUGGUACGAAGAAUAUGUGAAGCUGAUAGAACCAGCAAAGUGAAACAGAGCAAUAUGCUGGGCCGAAUCCUGGAUGAUCGAGGCAGAUCUUUCAAACAGCCCGUCUUCACAUCCGACAGCCCCUGCGGCUGCCUCCGGAUCCUUUCUGGGAGCAGCGGGCCUGACUCCCAUUAA